AAAAAAAUUACUUCAACCAAAAAGGAUUCUCAAUUUCAUAGAAGAAGGAAAAAAGAAGCAAGGAUGGGAGAAAAUACAGUGCCUCAAGCUUCUUACCAUUCAUCAUCAAGUCUAUAUAGCAAUUCAACUGACAUUGAUACUGCAGCUCAAGAUGUACUCUUGCGUGAACAAGAAAUUGAGACACAAAGAGUCAUUCAAGGCCAAAGAGAUGCAGAAAGUGAAGGUGGAGCACCUUCUAAGGAUAAUACUGAUGUCUUCGGUGAAAGGAGAGACCCUAAUGCCUUAAAGGAACAUUUACUGAAGAUGGCUACUGAACAUCGCUCGGAAAUGGCUUUGAAGCGUGGGAAGCCUGCUGGUGCUGAAGAAGAUCAUGUAGAAAUUGGGAACGGAUACGGUGUACCAGGUGGAGGUGCAUAUUAUGCUUCUUCAAGGCCUGGCCUCGAUAGUGAGUCAGAACAGAAGUCGGCUACAAAGGAUCUCCCAGAGUUCCUGAAGCAGAAAUUAAGAGCAAGGGGUCUCCUGAAGGAUGAUACAGUAAAAAGCCAUCCAUUGAGAACUGAUAAUAAGUCGGAGACUGGUUCAACACAAGCUGUUGAAAUCCGGAAGUUGCCUCCUGGAUGGGUGGAAGCAAAGGAUCCUGCUAGUGGUGCUUCAUAUUAUUACCAUGGAAGCACCGGAAAGACCCAGUGGGAAAGGCCAACUGAUAUGCCUUCAACUACAUGGACUCCAUCACCUUUACCUCAUUUAGAAGAUUGGGUGGAGGCAUUGGACGAAACUACAGGUCAUAAAUAUUACUACAAUACGAAGACCCAUGUAUCACAAUGGCAGCAUCCAAAAUCAUCACAGCUAGCCUCACAACACUCUCACAUCUCAUAUUCUGGAAAUGCUUCUAGUGGGAAUCAGGACAAUAGAUCAUCCGAGUCAAAGAAAUGCAUCGAAUGUGGUGGGUGGGGACUUGGCGUUGUGCAGACUUGGGGUUACUGCAAUCAUUGCACACGAGUUCUGAAUCUACCACAAUGCCAGUACAUGAUGCCCAAUUUGAAUUACCAGCAGCAGAAUCUUGCAAAUUCGAAGGGUGAUCUUGAAAAAAAUGCUCCAAAACAGAGGCCCAAUUGGAAACCUCCUGUGGGAAAAGGAAAUAGAAGAGAGAGCAAAAAGCGUGCCUACAAUGAUGAUGAUGAGUUGGACCCCAUGGAUCCAAGCUCUUAUUCAGAUGCUCCCCGUGGCGGCUGGGUUGUGGGCCUCAAAGGAGUUCAGCCUCGUGCAGCUGAUACUACUGCUACGGGUCCGCUAUUUCAACAGCGACCAUACCCAUCACCAGGAGCUGUCUUGCGAAAGAAUGCUGAGGUCGCUACACAAACCAAGAAAUCCAGCUCUCCUUACAUGCCUAUAUCCAAGAGAGGAGAUGGUAGUGAUGGUCUUGGAGAUGCCGACUGAGGUUCCUAUGUAAACGGAGUUGAAUUUUGUCCUGGUGCAUUCAUCCUUAAUUUUAUAUGUGGUGCCGCAGCACUGCAUGUUCCCUCUGCAUGGAAGAGUUCUCUUCUGCAACAUUACUGGAACCACAACAAAAAGAUGAUCGUUCUAGUUCUACAAGUAACUGGGACUCUCUGCAAGGCAGGUUGUUGUAUUUGUGACCGGCUGAUUGAUAGUUUGAUACCUCCUAGUCAUUUGACUUUUCUUCGACAAAUAUAUCAUUUGUUAUGGUUAAUUAAGCUUGCCUCCAACACAAGCAUCUCGAACUGGAAGUUUAUACGGGGUGCAAAGAACUUCUGCACAGUUGAAACAAAACGUAGAAAAAGAGAAGGAAUGUCUUCAGUUUGACACAAGCCUGAAUUUUACACGAUUUGCUGGACUAGAACUAGCUCGAGCAUCAAUAUCACAUAGAUUUAGCAGCUUAAUUGUGGUUUAGAAAAUGUUGCUGGUAUUCUAGUGCUAGUCUUGUAAAUCUCUUGCCCCUGUAUUUGUCUUAUUAAAUUCUCACAUGUACGAGUUUCUUAGUGGACAAAAACAUUAAUGUUAGUAAGAUAAUGUUAUCUUCGACAGCAUCUUUUCCCCUACAA
Populus nigra (black poplar) is the source of this 2060-nucleotide messenger RNA. RefSeq lists its product as uncharacterized. Gene Ontology annotation, cellular component: cytoplasm; nuclear body. The transcript has 12 exons. Gene Ontology annotation, biological process: alternative mRNA splicing, via spliceosome. Lineage: Eukaryota; Viridiplantae; Streptophyta; Magnoliopsida; Malpighiales; Salicaceae. Bases 64 to 1437 code for a protein of 457 amino acids. Gene Ontology annotation, molecular function: protein binding; ribonucleoprotein complex binding. The record is from RefSeq and is a predicted model, not a curated record.